This is a messenger RNA of Hypanus sabinus (Atlantic stingray), 3219 nucleotides long. Its product is annotated as endothelin-2-like. The coding region runs from base 116 to 670 and encodes 184 amino acids. Gene Ontology annotation, molecular function: hormone activity; endothelin B receptor binding. The record is from RefSeq and is a predicted model, not a curated record. Gene Ontology annotation, cellular component: extracellular region. Lineage: Eukaryota; Metazoa; Chordata; Chondrichthyes; Myliobatiformes; Dasyatidae. Gene Ontology annotation, biological process: intracellular calcium ion homeostasis; vein smooth muscle contraction; regulation of vasoconstriction. The transcript is spliced from 5 exons.
CUGGCGACUCAGAGACACAACACCUAGCGCAGGAUAACACAUUAAUCAGGUGUUGAGAUACUUAACAAACAGAACACGACUUUGUAUCCCGAAUCUACUCGUGCACGGAACAAAAAUGGGCUGGAAUCUGCGGGGAUUAUUUAUCAUGACAAUUAUUUGUUUGCUAUUUGAAAAUGGUUAUUGCUUCAGCCUGUCGGGGAUUGGAAUGACCGGAGAGCGUCAUCUCCGGAGGGAGAAGCGUUGUUCCUGCAGCAGCCUGAGAGAUAGGGAGUGCAUCUACUUCUGUCACAAGGACAUCAUCUGGAUCAACACACCAGGGAAAACCAUACCUUAUGGCUUAGGAAGCCCUCGAACACGCCGCAAAAGAUUGACUCCAAGGUGCAAAUGCACAGAUUCCAAUGACAGAGUGUGUUCACGAUUUUGCCAAUUGGAUGGAACGAGGGAUGACACCACUCUGCAGAAUAAUAAUGUUACAAGUAUACAACAUCAAAACCCAUUAAAGUACCAAAGCUCAAGUUCAAAUCAACAUCAAGAAAUAAAAAAUACACAUUUGGUUCAGAUAUUAAGACAAAUUGCACAGUCAAAUAUCCAGCUUGCUGAAAGGAAGAAAUUUCCAACGAGACAGAAUCAAGUUAAUUUGACACAAGUGGAAAACCAAAAGGGGAGAUGAGCUGUUAAGACAGAGCUCACUCCUUCCAGAGAGAGAGAGCCAUCUUUGGCUUCUGUUCUCCUUCCAUUGAAGGCAUGUAAGGUACAUGGAGAGAACAAGAAGAUACAAGGAAGGUGGAGAGAUCAGUCCACAAAUAUUAACAAGCUGGCACUGAAUACAUAUUUCUCUGUUGGACUGUAUCGCAAUUGUAAUGGGAAAAAGGGGAAGAGACAUACGCAGAUCAUAGGAGGAAGUGGAGCUGAUCAGCUUUUCUGAAGUCUUGCUGAAUAUGACACCUUGAGGUUUAGCAAGUCACUUAUGGUCUACAUAAGAACAGCAGCAUUGGUAAGAGAGGGGAGAAAGACUGGCUUUGAUACAUUUACCACAAGAUUGACAACAAUCAGCUUUAAUGAACUGGAGGCAGAAUGAUAUCACUCUCCUGGAUUGCUGUUGGGUACCAGAACUGAAAGCAGACAGAGGCUAAAGUGAUUGGUUCUGAUAUACCUCAACUCCUAGUGUAAAAGCAUCACUGUGGUUUUCUGUGAAGCAGAAGAGUACUUUUUCUUCUGUAGAUAGUCUUGGCUUUCAUUGGUGAAACUUGAGAGCAUCGGUUAUUGUUCUUAUGAGCUUUGACCAAGCAGAUGCUGAAGUGUAGGCAUCAGUGGAAAGGACUGAACUGCAACAAUCUGGUUGGCACUGUGCUAGCGGCACAGAUUGUAGCUCCUAGACGGGUCAAGUUCCUACUCCUACUUGCCAUUUGCUGACUACCCAUUCUUACCCUGUCUUCUUGAGCUGGCACCACUGAGGAUGUGCCAAAGACACAAGAGGCCAGGCUGUGAUAGUUCUGCCAUAGUCAGACUGCCAAUGCUUUUUGCACAGGCUUACACCUGUUUGUGACAAUAAAGGACAGUGGGAGCCCACGCAGCUAUAACGUGCAAGAUGGGAUGUCCACAAUAGAGGAAAGGAAAAUCAGAUGUGGAAAUAGACACAUUUAUCAAAAACGGGUUAACUGAGUUCAGCAUCUGUAUUAAAGAUAUGACAUCAUAGAUUUUAAUCACUUUGCUUUGGACACAGAAGCCAUGAUAGUGUUGCUAUCUUCCUCCAUUAUUUCAGCACAUAUUAACCAUUUAAUGUCUCCACUAAAUAGCAGAACAGGAAAGUAUUGUCAAUGCAUUGUACUCACUUGCUGUCACCACUCUUUCCAGGAGGUGACUCAAAACAACAUCAGUCUCCUGAAAAUAUCUCCUGAGUUUUUACUGGCAGCAGACUAGUUUUUAAGAUGUCUGGUGAGAUGAAAUCUGGAACAUAGAUGUUUGGAUAUGUAUGGACAGUAAGUGAAGACUUUCUUUCCCCAUUAAUUAGCAUUAACAAUUUCAGUGUUAAAGUUAAGGGCAGGAACAUGCAGUACAGUCCAACCAUUUCAAUAGGUUAGUCUGAAAAAAAAGGGAAGAAUGGAGAGAAGAUAUCUAUUGUGAAUAAUUGUGAGAUGGAUAAAACAAGUAAUUAAGUUGCAGGUCAAUAACGAGACAAAUGUAGGAUGAUUGGGGAAAAAAGUUUUAAAUCUUAAAUGUGUCAAACAACUGAAAUCCCUGUGCAGCAGUUCUCUCACUCUUGCUCUCUCCACACAUGCACACAGUCAGCUGAGUCCUGUGAUCCCCUGGGGAAAAGCAACAAAAAUUACAUAAAGACACCAGGCCAGGUGGAACAGAGUGCAGAGAUCUAGGAAAUUUCUUGGGCAAUAGAAGCUAGUCCAGAAGAUCAUUCCGACCCGAAUUACAUUAAAGCAACAUCUACCAUAUCCCUGUAUGAACAAAGAUUCCAAGGUAGGCUGUGCUGAAAGUGCAAGAUGUUUUCUAAGAUCAGAAGAUCAUGAACAGAUGUUUGACUGUUAGAUAAUCUCCAUUUGUAUGAAGAAAGUUGUGAGAUAAUGAUCAGCAUGAUAACUGGGUAUUAAAGAAAAGAAAAUUGACAUCUAUUGAGCAGCUGACUGCUGUAUUCUGGAGGAUAUAUUAGGUUACACAGAAGAAUAAGAUGCAAAGGGUUUUCCUCUGAACUGUCUAACUAGUCUGUUGAAAUUCUGGUCACUUUUUCAAAGUCAGAUCUUAAAUGAGAAAUUAAUCUCAUAUCCAAGCUAGUUUUCAUCACUAGGAAAGUAUGAACUGGAGAGCACAGUUCAGACCUAUAAGCAAUAACAUUGCUGUAUAAAAUCAAUGGACACAGUGAAAAGAUAGUUCAUAAUUCACAGGCCAUUGGAUGGAAACUCAACUCUCCUGCUCUGUGUUCCAAAGCAAAGUGCCCUCCGUGUAUUCAUUUUGAGGUGCUCACUAUUUUUAGCAGAGUACAAAGCUAUUGAUUCAGGACCAAUGUUAAUUUAUUACUGACGAUCUGCCUAUUACAAGGAUAAGGUGAACAACAUUUCAAUGAUUAAUUUGAAUGCAUAUUUAAUUAAUUUAUGAUUAAUUGUAAAUUAUUAUAAUUUCCUGUACUUUGGAACUAUUGUGACUAUCAUUUAUUAAUGGAAAUAAAUAUAUUUGUUACUGCCAUUAACCAGUGUAAAGAUUCAUUUACAG